AAUGCUGGGAGUUGAAACUGCGGGUCUCUUUCUCUCAUCAUGCACCGGGCGAAGCAUGAGAAAACUCAAUAAUUCUGCUUCUCUUCAAUCCACAUAUCUGAUCUUUCCUUCACUCUGAAUCCAUAGGACCACUUUCUAGGGUUUUGAAUAAGGGAUAAAGUUAAAGCUGAUCAUUUCUGGUUAUACACACAUUCCUAUGCACAUCCAAUCACCAAGACUCACUUCACUUCUUCCUUUUAUCUGAGAAUACAGAGGAGGGAUUGCUUGCUUCCAAGCAGUCUCUGGGACUUUCCUGAGCUCUGUCCUCCUCUUGGGCCAGUGUGAAAACGCGAUCCUAAGGGGAGGAAUUGUUUGGAUGUAGCAAGAGCUUUGCGGGGAGAGAUGUUGGCGAUGGAGAAGGAUUUUGAUUCCAAGUUGAAGAUUCAGAGUAGUCCGUCUGGUGAUGGGAGUGUCCAGAGAUCUCAGAGCAUUCCUUUCCGGGCUCCUCAGGAGAAUUGCUCCAUCCAGGAUUUUGAAUUGGGAAAGAUCUACGGCGUUGGUUCUUAUUCUAAGGUUGUGAGGGCAAAGAAGAAGGACACGGGAUCUGUUUAUGCAUUGAAGAUCAUGGACAAAAAAUUUAUCACCAAGGAGAACAAAACAGCUUAUGUGAAGUUGGAACGGUUAGUGCUUGAUAAAUUGGAUCAUCCUGGCAUUGUGCGGCUGUUUUUCACAUUUCAAGACACUUUUUCUCUGUACAUGGCACUUGAAUCCUGUGAAGGCGGAGAACUUUUUGAUCAAAUAACCAGGGUAAGCUAACAUAAGACUCAAGGC
Molecule: messenger RNA, 810 nt
Organism: Neltuma alba
Lineage: Eukaryota; Viridiplantae; Streptophyta; Magnoliopsida; Fabales; Fabaceae
Product: 3-phosphoinositide-dependent protein kinase 1-like
Exons: 3
Coding region: 382-795 (137 amino acids)
Biological process (GO): peptidyl-serine phosphorylation; intracellular signal transduction
Molecular function (GO): ATP binding; protein serine/threonine kinase activity
Source: RefSeq, a predicted model, not a curated record